GCGGGGCCCGUCCCGCCCCGCCGCGCGAGCGAGCGGGCGCGCGCGAGGCGGAGGCCGGCGCUGAGGCGGGGGGUCGGGCCGGCCCCAGCGGCGGCGGCGGCGGCGGCGGCGGGAUGGCGGCGGCGGCGGCGGCGGCAGCAGCGGCCGGUGCCUUGGGCUCGGGCCCCGCCGCGGGGCCCCCGGCGGUGAGCGGCGGGGCGGCGGCGGCCGUAGCGACGACGACGACGACGGCGGCGGCGGCGGCAGCGAUGGCCGGCCCCGCUCCGGUCCCGGUGCCCAUGAACCUCUUCGCGACGUGGGAGAUCGACCGCUCGGCGCCGAGCUGUGUGCCCAGGCUCUGCAGUCUGCGCCUCAAGAAACUCACAGUCCUCAAAGAGCUGGACAAAGAGCUGAGCUCUGUGCUUAUCGCUGUGAAGAUCCAGGGUUCAAAGCGAGUCUUGAGAUCAAAUGAAUACGUCCUCCCACCUGGCGGCCUGAUGGAGACCGAGCUGGAGCUGACCUUCUCAUUGCAGUACCCACACUUCCUCAAGAGAGAUGGCAACAAGCUACAGAUCAUGCUGCAGCGGAGGAAGAGGUACAAGAACCGCACAAUCCUGGGCUACAAGACCCUUGCAGUGGGCAUCAUUAACAUGGCCGAGGUGAUGCAGCACCCAACGGAUGGCGGGCAGCUGCUGGGCCUCCACAGCAACAUGAAGGACGUGAACAUCCGCGUGGCUGAAAUCAGCAUCUACUCUUUGUCCAGUCAGCCCAUUGAUCAUGAGGAUGGGAACGUUCCCUCAGGUCCUAAAAUCAAAGCUUCAGAUCGCUCCCCAGACAUUGAUAACUACUCUGAAGAAGAGGACGACAGCUUCUCCUCAGAACAAGAAGCCAGCGAUGAUGCUGUGCAGGGACAGGAUCUGUUUGAUGAAGAGGAUGACUUGAGGAAAACCAAGAAGGCUAGGAGGAAAAUGAUCCGAACCACAUCAAUGACCAGACAACCAAACUUCAAGCAGAAAUUUGUGGCUUUGCUGAAGAGGUUCAAAGUGACAGAGGAGGUCCUGGACUCUGACCCUGUAGACCAGACCCAAGAGGUGGAGGAGGACUUGGGCUUGCUCUAUGACAGCCUGGAAGAGUGCAACAACAGUGACAGUGGCCCAGAGAUUGAGGACAAUGAGAGUGUGCACAGCACACCCAAGCCCACCCUGAGGCGUUUCUUUGAGGGAGUCUCUCAUUCUGGUUCCCAGACUGAGAUCGGCAGUCUGCACAGCCAGAAAGGGCAGGAUCAAGAGGCGGGCAGCCCUGGUGAGCCAGACAAGCGGAAGCCAGGAGCACUGCGGCCACAGGAAGAGCCAGGAGUGGAAGUCCCUGUGGUGGAGCUGGCCACAGAGGAGCCGUGUUCCCGGCUGGCCCCCGCAGAGGCUGCCACGAGGGAGAGCAGUGUGGACAGGCUGGCCCAGCUGGGCCCUGGCACCAAAGCUGAGCUCCCCAGUGCUGUGUCCCCCAGCAAGGCCGAGAGCAAGCAGCUGUGGCGUCCCCGCAGCACCUCCGUGAAGGACCGGCAGAGCUCGAAGGGGCAGGGUGGCCGCACCAGCAGCCUGGACAGUGAGAGCUCUCCAGACUCAUGGCACAGCACCCAGGUGCCCCGAAAGUCAGUUUACGAUCAGCUGAACCAGAUCCUUGUCUCCGAUGAGCAGCUUCCCGAGAGCAUUGUGCUGGUGAAUGUUGCCGAGUGGCAGGGCCAGUACGUGAGUGAGCAGCUCCAGGCGCACAAGCAGUUGGUCGUGUCCACCUGCUCCGUGGCAGACAUCCAGGCAGCCUUCAACACCACUGUCUCCCGCAUCCAGCGAUACUGUAACUGUAACUCCCACAUGCCUCCCCCAGUGAAGGUGGUGGUGGCAGGCGACCAGAGCUACCUGAGCGUUGUCUUGCGUUUCUUUGUGGAGCAGCUGGCCAGCAAGACACCCGACUGGCUCAACUAUCUUCGCUUCCUUCUGGUGCCACUGGGCUCUCACCCUCUGGCCAAGUACCUGGCCUCGGUGGAUAACAAGUACAGCACUCUCUUCCUGGACACAGCGUGGCGGGAGCUGUUCAGCAGGGCUGAGCCACCCAUCGCAGACACUGUGGACAUCGCGGGCCGUGUUGCCCAGUUCAUCGCUGGAGCCAGCCUCUCUCACCAGCUCCCCAUCUCGGAGGCUAUGCUGACCUACAAGCAGAAAAGCCCCGACGAGGACUCUUGCCAGAAGUUUGUACCCUUUGUGGGGGUGGUGAAGGUGGGCCUGGUGGAGCAGUCCUUCAGCGCCUCUGUGGACUCGGAUGAUGCCACAGUCUGCACUCCGUCCCUGCUGAGCUCAACACCAACUGCCAGUGGAUCAGUCCCCUAUGGCAAAGAGACUGUGAGCACCCCGCCACCCUCCCCAUCUGUCAGCAGUGGCCUCUCUGGCGCUGGGUCUCUGAGCCCUGGUGUGGAGGUGAUGGGCCUGCAGGUGGACUACUGGACAACACAAGGGCCGGACAGAAAGAAGGAGGGCGAGAAGCGGGAGACGGGUAUCAAGAACACACUCAAGAGCAACUUCCGCUCACUCCAGGUCAGCCGCAUCCCCGGCACGGGGGAGCUGGUGCCCCCUAGCACCAUGGCCAUGACCGUGGUCACCAAGGAGAAGAACAAGAAAGUGAUGUUCCUGAGCAAGAAACCAAAAGAGAAGGACCUGGAGCCCAAAAGCCAAGUCAUCGAAGGGAUCACACGCCUCAUCUGCACAGCCAAGCACCAGAACACCAUGUUGCGAGUCUCCAUAGAUGGGGUGGAGUGGAACGAUGUGAAGUUUUUCCAGCUGGCAGCACAGUGGCCAACACAUGUCAAGUACCUCCCCGUGGGCAUCUUUGGCUACUCGAAGAGCGUAUGAGAGGUGGGGCAGCCCUGGGAUGGAGCUGCGGAGGGUCGCAGAAGGAGACAGGGAGAUGGACUUGCUCUUGUCCCUCUCUUCUGCGGCCUGCCCGCUCUGCAACAGGAGAUCCCAAACCUGCACUGCUCCCUGUGAGCCAAGACCCGCGAAGGUGAGGCCAGUGAGACUGGGGCCAUGCACCCUCCAACACCAGCCAGGGCACCAUGCCAUCUGCCUCCCGUGACCCACAACAGCAGCCUGGGACAAAGGAUCCAGGAAGGGCUGUGGGCCCCGCUCUGCCCAGGUCCACUCCUGGCACGCCAGGACCCCAGCUGGGCUGGGCCCAGGCAGGUUCCUGGUGCUGGAACCAGCAGGAUUGCUCAUGGGAGAAGAGGUGCUGAGCAGGGCCCCCCAGCACCACACUGCCCCUUGCCAGCCCCACGCUGCCGGCCCUGGUCCUGCCCUACAGGUCUGAGCUGCAGCAGCUUUUCUAGUCCCGGGCAGCCCCACUGCUGCGGCCGGCACGGUGCUGCUGCGGCUGCUGCACCCCAAUCCCCCAGCGCUGCCCCGCGGUGCUCCCAGCUGCAGGUGGGGCACAAGGGCACCUCUUUUGUUUUGGUUUUUUUUUUUUACAAGAUUCUAUUUUUUUUAAAUUUAUUGUACGGUUCCUUUUCGGGAUUAAUUUUAAUAAAUUAAUGCUGGUAC
Molecule: messenger RNA, 3563 nt
Organism: Strigops habroptila (Kakapo)
Lineage: Eukaryota; Metazoa; Chordata; Aves; Psittaciformes; Psittacidae
Product: phosphofurin acidic cluster sorting protein 1-like
Exons: 24
Coding region: 114-2879 (921 amino acids)
Biological process (GO): protein localization to plasma membrane
Molecular function (GO): transmembrane transporter binding
Source: RefSeq, a predicted model, not a curated record